CAAUAUGGCAAAAAAUAAGUGCUAAAGUAUUGUAUAAAUACAAGCGCUUCAAUUGUUAGAAUACCAAGUGGUCACAAACAACCAUGAUCUUAGGAACCAUUUUUGUGGGUAUCCUCAUUGCAAUAAUUGGAUGCAGCGAUGGCGCAUCAACUUGUAACAAGCGAAGUUUUGGGCAAACGAGCUUUGUGUGCGUCUGUUCAUCAGAAAGUUGUGAUACGAUAGAACCAGUACGAGCUAAAGCAAACGGCACAUAUCAAAUUUACUCAUCUGAUAAAGAUACAGACAGAUUUGCUCUUGGACAAGGCUCAGUUUCACCUGGUAUCAAACUUAAUGAUGAAAAAGUUACUAUUUAUGGAAAAACUCCAACAACAAUAACAAUCAAUAGAGAUGUAAAACAACAAGAAAUCUUAGGUUUUGGUGGAGCAUUCACAGAUGCAACAGGAAUAAAUAUUCGUCAGUUAUCUGAAGAUGUCCAAACGAAAUUACUCGACUCAUAUUUUGGCAAAGACGGUCUUCAAUACAACGUCGGACGUGUACCAAUGGGUGGUACGGAUUUUUCAACAAAAGGAUACACUUAUGACGAUACCAUUGAUAACAAAGCAGAUCCACAACUUGAACAGUUUAAUCUGCAACCGGAAGAUCACGAAUAUAAAAUACCGUUUAUCAAGAAAGCAAAGCAAAUUAAUCCGGACUUAGAAUUGCUGGCAUCAACAUGGACGGCACCAAGAUGGAUGAAAACAAAUAACGCGAUGAAUGGUGGUGCUAUCAAAGAUGAGUAUUAUCAAGUUUGGGCUGACUACUUCAUUAAAUUUUUUGAAAACUAUGAAAAGGAAGGCAUUUCGUUUUGGGGUGUUUCUACAGGAAAUGAGCCUAGUCUAGCAUUUUUUAACGCUAAUAUUAAUAGUGUCGGAUGGAUGCCUGAAGCAAUGAGAAAAUGGGUUGGUGAAAACUUGGGACCUACUAUCCGUAGCUCCAAAUUCAAAAACCUCAAAAUUUUAACUCUUGAUGAUCAACGAUUCAUGCUGCCUUGGAAUCCUCAGGAAGUUAUGCAAAAUGGCACAGAAAAAUACAUCGACGGAAUAGCAGUUCACUGGUACUUCGAUUUCCUUACUCCAGCUUCCUUACUUGCUCUUACUCAUGAACGUUUCCCCGAUAAAAUUCUUAUGGCCACCGAAGCUUGUCGUGGAGAUAAACCAUGGGAAGCCCCUGUUGUUUUAGGUGAUUGGUCCAGGGCUGAAGACUACGCUCAUGGGAUAAUCGAAGAUAUGAAUAAUUACGUGCAAGGAUGGAUUGACUGGAAUAUGGUAUUAGAUCCCACCGGCGGACCCACCUAUAUUAAUAAUCAAGUUGAUGCCCCAAUUAUAGUUGAUGCUACAAGCAAUGAAUUUCAUAAACAACCAAUGUACUAUGCGCUAGGACACUUUUCCAAAUUCAUUCCACGUGGUUCACACAAGAUUUAUCAAGAAAUUUCAAGUAGGAGUAUAGAAGUCGCCGCUUUUGAACGACAAGAUGGCGGAGUAGUGGUGGUAGUGAUGAAUAGACAAACCACUCCACAAGAUAUAAUAAUUAACGACGCAAACAGUGGUCACAUUGAAUUUAACUUACCUCCAAGGUCAAUUCACACUGUUUUGUAUUGGUAAUCCAUGUUUGUAAUUGAAAAUUAGAAUAAAAUAGAAAGCAUUUGAUGAGCAAA
This is a messenger RNA of Dalotia coriaria, 1693 nucleotides long. RefSeq names its product lysosomal acid glucosylceramidase-like. The record is from RefSeq and is a predicted model, not a curated record. The transcript is spliced from 4 exons. Gene Ontology annotation, biological process: glucosylceramide catabolic process. Lineage: Eukaryota; Metazoa; Arthropoda; Insecta; Coleoptera; Staphylinidae. Gene Ontology annotation, molecular function: glucosylceramidase activity. Bases 84 to 1640 code for a protein of 518 amino acids.